CCUCCAAUUCGAAUAUUACCGCGACGGUGGCCGUUCCUCGUGACAGUGCUCGACAGUCAGCAACACCUCCACCAUAUACAAACCACCGCACGCUUUUUGUUUCCGAGUAAUAUACGUGACCGACGCGCGAAUCUCGCCGCUCGCCGCCGCCCCCCAUUUUAGAUACACAAAGUAGUAUACCAAGUGUUUUAAAGUAAACCGUUUUAAGUAAGACAAAAAAAAGACCGCGCCACCAUGGUAUGUUCUAUUGAUGAUAUCGCCGACGAACUUCCCCCCGAACAAAUUGCGGUUCUCCGCAAAGCGUUCGACAGCUUCGACAGAGAAAAGAGCGGAAGCAUACCCACCGACAUGGUGGCUGACAUCCUCAGACUGAUGGGGCAACCCUUCAACAAGAAGAUCCUCGAUGAGCUGAUCGAGGAAGUCGACGCUGACAAAUCCGGACGCCUCGAAUUCGAGGAAUUCGUCACGCUGGCUGCGAAGUUCAUAGUUGAAGAGGACGCUGAGGCCCUUGAGAAGGAACUUCGGGAAGCUUUCAGGCUCUACGACAAAGAAGGAAACGGCUACAUCCCGACUACGUGUUUGCGUGAGAUCUUGAGGGAACUCGACGACCAGCUGACGGACGAGGAACUUGAUAUCAUGAUCGAGGAAAUCGACUCGGAUGGAUCCGGCACCGUAGAUUUCGAUGAAUUCAUGGAGAUGAUGACUGGAGAAUAAACUGAGUCUGACUGGUGGUACAGCACAAUCCAACUCAAACACGAUAUAUGUGCGACGAUCGCGUUACUUCAAAACUAAUUAUCCGCGUGGUUUCUAAAAAG
Nomia melanderi (Alkali bee) is the source of this 815-nucleotide messenger RNA. RefSeq names its product troponin C type I (gene TpnCI). Gene Ontology annotation, molecular function: calcium ion binding. NCBI's taxonomy places the organism in Eukaryota, Metazoa, Arthropoda, Insecta, Hymenoptera, Halictidae. The record is from RefSeq and is a predicted model, not a curated record. Gene Ontology annotation, cellular component: myosin II complex.